ACUGUAUGUAUCCAUGGCAACAGCUUCUAGUGUUGAUCAUCCCAAGAUGGCGGACGAAGAGGCACCCACGGCGCUCCUAGUCUCUACUGAGGCCAAGAAACGCCGGGCUCCUAAAGCUCCAGAGCUUCCCAUUGUGGAGAGGAGAAACUGGCUAAUCCACCAGCACUAUAUUCACAAAGACUAUGAUACCUGUAAGGCAAUCAUCAAAGAACAACUACAGGAGACUAAUGGAAUGUGUGAAUACGCCAUCUAUGUUCAAGCACUAAUCUUGCGUCUUGAGGGCAAGAUCCAGCAGUCCCUGGAGCUGUUUCAGAGCUGUGCCAUCCUUAAUCCCAGCAGUGCUGACAAUCUCAAACAAGUGGCCAGAUCCCUAUUUCUCCUGGGAAAGCACAAAGCUGCCAUUGAAUUUUAUCAUGAGGCGGCAAGACUCAACGAGAAAGACUGGGAGAUCAGUCAUAAUCUGGGUGUGUGCUAUUUCUUCAUCAAAGACUUCAAAAAUGCUGAAGAGCAUCUAAACAUAGCUCUCCAGAUUAAUAAACAUGACAAGACUUUCAUGAUGCUUGGGAAAGUUCAUUUGCUGGCUGGAGAAACUGACAAGGCCAUCGAAGUGUAUAAGAGAGCAGUGGAAUACUCCCCAGAGAAUACUGAACUCCUGACUACUCUUGGCCUGCUGUUUUUACAACUUGGGAAAUACCAAAAAGCAUUUGAGCACCUUGGAAAUGCCCUCACUUUUGACCCCAACAAUUAUAAGGCCAUCCUGGCUGCAGGCAGCAUGAUGCAGACCCAUGGUGACUUUGAUGUGGCCAUGAACAAGUACCGAGUUGCAGCAUGUGCUGUGCCAGAGAGCCCCCCUCUCUGGAACAACAUCGGCAUGUGCUUCUUUGGGAAAAAGAAGUAUGUUGCUGCCAUCAGCUGCCUGAAGCGGGCCCACUACUUGUCUCCUUUUGACUGGAAAGUGUUGUACAACCUGGGGCUGGUACACCUGACCAUGCAGCAGUACGCUUCGGCCUUCCACUUCCUCAGUGCAUCUAUCAACCUGAACCCACGAAUGGGGGAACUCUACAUGUUGCUUGCAGUGGCUCUGACAAACCUGGAGGAUGUCGAGAAUGCUACCAGAGCGUAUGAACAGGCUGUGACUCUGGAUGAAUCCAACCCUCUGGUUAACCUGAACUUUGCAAUCUUCCUUUAUAACCACGGUGACAAGAAGGGAGCUCUGGAUCAGUAUCAGGAGAUGGAAAGGAAAGUCAACCUGCUUCGAGACAGCAGUGGCAACUUUGAAUUUGAUCCCGAGUUGAUGGACAUGGCUCAGAAGAUGGGAGCUGCCCUGCAGGUGGCGGAGAGUCUGGUGUGGACUAAACCAGGCAAAGACUCCAAAUCAAAACCAAACUCAGCAGCAUCCACCAAAACCCCCGGUGCUCCCCUCGGUACUAACCAAGCCCUGGGUCAGGCCAUGUCUUCCGCUGCGAGCUAUAACAAGAACAUCCAGCUGCCAGCAGGAGUUUCCAAAGGCCUUUCCAUGCCCCUUGAACCAGAACCUGAUGUGGAGAAAGCCCCCAGCCCUCCCUCUGAUCCUCCAGGCUCCCCAGAACCUGCAGAGUCAAGCAACCCCAAACCCAGAACCUCCAAGAGGAAAACUAAGGUGGAGGAAUGAAUUAGCUUGGUGGCUUCAGUCUUUCAUGGCAUCUUGGUUAUUAGGUCAGUCUCAUGCUAUGGAGGAAAUUUGAGGUUCUUAAACAGCAGCCAAGCUAUUAGUGGUUUUCUAGCUCAUUGUAGUUAGACAUGAAGCCUUGAGUUAUAGGCUUCUGGUUAAGGUGCAUGGUGCACAGACGUUUCAUGUCCUACACACUAAUUUACUUUAUACAGAAAAGGGCAGUGUCAGUGUCCCCCUCUGUCAUACCAUUUAUUUCAGCAAUGUCAGUACACGGCUUCUCACUUUUUAAACCAAAAUUCUGAGAUAAUCAAGUCUCUCUUGUAAAUCUGUGUCGGUCUGUGCAGGCAGGUUUGGUGCACACGUCAAAACCAAUUCCAAUAGAUGUUGCAGUUAAAGAAUGUCUGUAUUUGACAAAAUGGUAAAAUGUGCAUUUGUUCCGUUGCAAGUGUUAAUACUUGGAUGAGCUUAGCAAUAAGGAUAAAUGAUAAAUUUUCCUUGGAUUGACAUUUCCAGGGAAGGUAUCAGUCCUUCAGCUGCUGGGUGUCCCUGCAGCCAAAUACCUGUGAAGAAAAUGCUGCGACAAUCACUGCAAAAAUCUGAGGAUAGAAAGGGAUGUUUUUGAGUAGUUACAGGACACUGCUUGUUUGUAUGAUAGAGCUCUUUUUGAGGGACCAGUGUAAAUAGUGAUACAUGCUUUUAUAUGUGGAUAAAUGUUAUGUUUAUAGAGAGUAAUGU
This is a messenger RNA of Toxotes jaculatrix (banded archerfish), 2386 nucleotides long. It is a transcript of the gene bbs4, whose product is annotated as Bardet-Biedl syndrome 4. Gene Ontology annotation, cellular component: ciliary basal body. Lineage: Eukaryota; Metazoa; Chordata; Actinopteri; Toxotidae. Bases 14 to 1651 code for a protein of 545 amino acids. The transcript has 17 exons. The record is from RefSeq and is a predicted model, not a curated record. Gene Ontology annotation, molecular function: protein binding. Gene Ontology annotation, biological process: cilium assembly; protein localization to cilium.